This is a messenger RNA of Galleria mellonella (greater wax moth), 1647 nucleotides long. RefSeq names its product macrophage mannose receptor 1-like. Gene Ontology annotation, molecular function: signaling receptor activity. The record is from RefSeq and is a predicted model, not a curated record. The transcript is spliced from 5 exons. Lineage: Eukaryota; Metazoa; Arthropoda; Insecta; Lepidoptera; Pyralidae. Bases 65 to 1024 code for a protein of 319 amino acids.
GCACUUCGAACCAUAGGUAUAUAUUAAUAAAGAGAAAUGCGUUCAGAAAAUCUCAUUAUAAACAAUGAUUCCAAAUAAGAUUUUACAUAUAUUGUUAAUAACCGAAUUAAUUCUCCAUUAUUCAAGUGGACAACGCGACAAGAAGUUCUUCAGGAAAGAUUACAAAUAUUUAGAAGAUACGGAAAGUUUUUAUAAAAUUCACGUUAUAGCAAGGAGCUGGCAAGCUGCAAGGGAUACUUGCAAACUUGAAGGUGCGAGUUUGUUUUAUCCUGCAGAUGAGGGAGAAGCAAACACCAUAACUAAAAUGUGGACGAACGACCUGAUAUCCGUACAAAUAUUUAUUGGUAUUUCUUCAUUACUUGGCAACAGGGUCUUUGUUACAAUCGAUGGAUUAUCAAUAUCAGAUGUAUACCAUAAGUGGUUAAAAGGUGAACCAAACAAUUUGGGUGGCAAUGAAAAUUGUGUUGUAAUAAAGCGUGAUGGCAGCCUCAAUGACUGUUCAUGUAGUCUCCCACAUAAUUUCAUUUGCAAAAAAACUUUAGCGUCUCUGGAGUGGAAUUCUGCGUGUAACUUUCCAAAUACAGAUUAUACAUACUCGGAAACUUUAAACAGGUGCUACAAAUUUCACUUAACACCUAAAAACUGGAAUGAAGCAUAUGCCACGUGCAUCGCAGAACAAUCUUUCUUGGCGGUGAUAGAAAAUCAAGCAGAGGCUGAUUAUUUUGUAAAACUCAUCCGAGAAGCACCAAAACAUACGGUUCAAGUGAACUAUUCAAGAGGAACUGUGUUCUUGGGAUUUCAUAAUAUCGACGGAGAGUAUUGGAAAACUGUUAAUGGGGCGGCUUUAGAAGGAAUCGGCUACUCCAAAUGGGGCUACUUCUACGGAGACGAUAACGAGAAAUGUGGCUCUAUGUUCUAUAACGGUGAAUUAAACAAGAUGGGAUGUCAUCAUAAGUCUUUUUUCAUAUGUGAAUAUGAUAAGUUUACGAAUAUGACUAUUGAACCAAAUGAAAUUGUAUACUAAGCCGAAACUCAAUCAUUUAUUAAAACUGAAUAGCGUCGGCAACGCACACGUUGCAAAAUCCUUAGGCUAUAGUGACUGUUUACCAUCAAGCGGGCUGUAUGCUUGUUUGUCAUUUUGUGGUAUAUAAAAAAGAAAGAGGGAGACUUUGUACAAAAGUCGUUUGCUUGGGUACUUCUAUCACAUCCGUGUUUCAACCGUGAAGCAGUUGUGUUUGCAUAGCUAUGUUUCGAUUUAAAGGGUGAGAUAUGGCGUGAAUUUACAGAGUACAGAAGAAUAACACCUGAGCCCUCAGGAAUGGCAACACUUGAAGGGUAUCAAGAUGAAACAGUAUACUCUGUUACGCCCAUAGUACUGCUCAUGUCUAUAUGCGACAAUUACCUCUUUCCAUCAGGUGGGCCGUCAGCUUGUUUACCAUUCUAAGUUGUAUAAAGAAAAAAAGAAAAACAAGUUUAGACUUCAAUGGUUCAAAUAGCACGUUUUACAAUAUUGUACAAUUUUCACUUUUUUAAAUGUUGUAGGAUCGCACGUACUAUCCAUAAUCCAUGUAUAAUGAUAUACACUGAACGACUAUUUAAAUAAAACCACAAUUAAUGUACAUUAUGUAUAUAUUAUGACAUAAAUGA